CCUGCGGGGACGUACUUUCUCUGCACGUGGAAAUCUCCGUUAUUUUCUAACACCCAAGACUGGGGUGAUGAGAGUAGUAGGGUUAACGUCACUUCUGUCCCAGAGGAUGUAAACUUUGUAUGGCCCUCCUCACAUGCUUUCCCCCGGCCGUCACUAUUUGGUACGCUCCAACCUAUGAUCUGCUCUCGCCGCGGAGAAGGGAGCCGAGUCUUUCCUCUCUUCCCGGCGCGGCCGCUGCCCCCAGCCCAGGCAGAAUAAUGGCGACAGCUGAGGUACUGAAUAUUGGUAAGAAACUCUAUGAGGGUAAAACAAAAGAAGUUUAUGAAUUGCCAGAUAGUCCAGGAAAAGUCCUCCUGCAGUCCAAGGACCAGAUAACAGCAGGAAAUGCAGCCAGAAAGAAUCACCUGGAAGGAAAAGCUGCAAUCUCAAAUAAAACUACCAGUUGUAUUUUUCAGUUGUUAAAGGAAGCAGGUAUCAAAACUGCUUUCACCAGAAAAUGUGGGGAGACAGCUUUCAUUGCACCUAAGUGUGAAAUGAUUCCAAUUGAAUGGGUCUGUAGAAGAAUAGCAACUGGUUCUUUUCUCAAAAGAAAUCCUGGUGUCAAGGAGGGAUAUAAGUUCUACCCACCUAAAGUGGAGCUGUUUUUCAAGGAUGAUGCCAACAAUGAUCCACAGUGGUCUGAGGAACAGCUAAUUGCUGCAAAAUUUUGCUUUGCUGGACUUGUUAUAGGCCAAACUGAAGUGGAUAUCAUGAGUCAUGCUACACAGGCUAUUUUUGAAAUAUUGGAGAAAUCCUGGUUGCCGCAGAACUGUACAUUGGUUGAUAUGAAGAUUGAAUUUGGUGUUGAUAUAACCACCAAAGAGAUUGUUCUUGCUGAUGUUAUUGAUAAUGAUUCCUGGAGACUCUGGCCAUCAGGAGAUCGAAGCCAACAGAAAGAUAAACAGUCAUAUCGUGACCUAAAGGAAGUAACUCCCGAAGGGCUCCAGAUGGUGAAGAAAAAUUUUGAGUGGGUUGCAGAAAGAGUGGAGUUGCUUCUGAAAUCAGAAAGUCAGUGCAGAGUUGUAGUAUUGAUGGGCUCAAUUUCUGAUCUCAGUCACUGUGAAAAAAUAAAGAAGGCUUGUGGAAAUUUUGGCAUUCCAUGUGAACUUCGGGUAACGUCUGCCCAUAAAGGGCCAGAUGAAACUCUGAGGAUUAAAGCAGAAUAUGAAGGGGAUGGCAUUCCUACUGUAUUUGUGGCAGUGGCAGGCAGAAGCAAUGGUUUAGGACCAGUGAUGUCUGGUAACACCGCAUACCCAGUUAUCAGCUGCCCUCCACUUACUCCAGACUGGGGAGCUCAGGAUGUGUGGUCUUCUCUUCGACUACCCAGUGGUCUUGGCUGUUCAACCAUACUUUCUCCAGAAGGAUCAGCUCAGUUUGCUGCUCAGAUAUUUGGAUUAAACAACCAUUUGGUAUGGGCUAAGCUGCGAGCAAGUAUAUUGAACACAUGGAUUUCCUUGAAGCAGGCUGACAAGAAAAUCCGAGAGGGCAAUUUGUAAAACAUCAUUGCUUCUUUUUUUUUUUAAGAAAAACUUUACAUUUCUUGUUUAGUUUCAGAAAAAGAUCAAGGUGAAAGUUUUUAAAUCAAAACAAUAAAAUUUACUAGUGAAUAAGUGAUUCUCUAGAUUGAUGGAUCAGUAGACUCCAUGGACAUAUUAAUAUUUCUUUAUAGGAAGUGAAAUUACUGUAAGGACACUUUUUAAAUCUCUUAGCUACUGUAUGGUCACAAGUAGUUAACCAAUACAUUUCUUAAUUGCUAAUAAUGUCCUAUUAUAGAGCUCUAAACUACUAUUUGACCAUCUGUAUCUCAACCCGUAAGUUUUAAAAAGUUAAAAUGUUUGUAUCUUAGAGAGAUAAGAGCAAUAUAGUCCUCUUUUACAUUAUGAUCUUUACAAAAUCCUAAGGGUGUGGUGUUUUAUUUGCAGUCUGUAUCUCAAAAUAGAUGUGUAUUUAUCCCCACCUAUAGACCAAGAUGCUGUUUUGUUCUGCAUUUAUUUGUUUGUUUAGAGUUGAUAUGGGUGUUGGGAGUAGGGAGGACACAUGAAAUAAGAUGAAGGGAUACUGUGGAAACCAUAAAUAGGGGCCUUUUCCGAGAGCUUCUCUGAUGGAUGUCAGGGCAAUUUCCCACGGAGAAAAAAAAAGGUAGAGUCAUCUUUGUCAUUCCAGAUGAAAGAAUUGGUAAAUCUUACUUAGCUAUAAUGGGUACCUCUGUGGAUC
Molecule: messenger RNA, 2253 nt
Organism: Mustela erminea (ermine)
Lineage: Eukaryota; Metazoa; Chordata; Mammalia; Carnivora; Mustelidae
Gene: PAICS
Product: phosphoribosylaminoimidazole carboxylase and phosphoribosylaminoimidazolesuccinocarboxamide synthase
Exons: 10
Coding region: 120-1535 (471 amino acids)
Biological process (GO): 'de novo' IMP biosynthetic process
Molecular function (GO): phosphoribosylaminoimidazolesuccinocarboxamide synthase activity
Source: RefSeq, a predicted model, not a curated record